CGAAUCGUGCGAUUGGAAGUACGAUCGUACUAUGAUCAGAAUACGAUCGUACGAUGCUAAAAAUCCUACGAAUUCCAAUUUCGUAGGAUUCAUUUUGAUGGUCAAAUUACGAAGUUCGACCCUUGAUAAAUCUGCCCCAAAAUGUUUGAAUGGCAUGGAAAUAGAGCUAUAUUUGACAGACAAAAUAAUGGAAUGAGCAACAAUUAUGGAAGAAUAAAGAAUGGGGUAAAUAAGGAUUUGAAUAGGGGUAGGAGAGGGGGAGAGAAUAGAAAUUUGGACAGGAAAGGCCAAGGUGAUAGUGGAAAUAACCUAUUGCUGGGAGCAGAUAGAGAGGGUCAUUUAUCUAUACAAAUAAAUAUGCACCAUUAGAAUUAGUGGAAAAGAUGGCCCUUUUGGGGGGGGAGGCUAAUGGGUGCAAGACCUAAAAGGACAUGUUUACAGAGGGAGGGUGGACGAGAGAGAGGUAAAAAGAAAAAUAUGAACACACUCCCACCACCCAAACAGUAAAGGUAGAAUAGAAAGUAAGGAGAAAGAAAGUUAUAUUCAACCUCUCAAAAUACCAAUUGUCUAAUGAGAAGAUUUCUCUUUUAGGUGAAGGGCUUAAAUUUGCUCAGAGAAAUGGAAUUUAUACUUUUGAAGUGUUUACGGAUAUACAGAAGUUUAUAUUGAAUCUCAUUUCUGUUUUUGUUUCCUUUUUGCAGAUGAUAGGACUGCUAGAAUAAUAAGAAAUUAUAUCAGGAAUGAAAUAAACUCAAUACAAUUUAAAGAUAUAAACAUGUUCCAGAAUCAAAUAGCCAAAAUAGGAGAAAAGGCUAAGGAGGCGAUGAUAAAAGCCUUGGAUGAAUUCAGAGAGCUAGCUUGCAGUAUUGAUUGCCCUGCGACCGAAGGACCAGUAAUUGACGCAUUCACCUGUAAUUUGAUAAUGGAGGAGCACUGUUAUGGCGGAGAAGCGUGUGGAGAUAAAACUUAUUAUGAAGCAGAAAGGCGAGACAUUAUUAUCUUCAUUGCUGUUCUAGGAACAUUUGCCAUUUUGGUGUGCUCUUUUCUGUGCUUCACAAUUUUUCAUUAUUGUCAGAAAAUUAAGGCAUGCACUGAAAUGUGCAAUGGAGCUGACAUAGAACUUGGAGGAACAAAAUCCAAAGGAACUGAAGACAAUGGAGGGGAGAAGGGAAUAACUACAUUAGAAAAUGAAUCAGAAACAGAAAAAAGUCAAAGUCAAAAAACAGAAGAAAGUGAAAGUGAUGAAUCAGAAGAUAACAGUUCAGAGUCAAAUACUUGAAUAACAACGCAAUAUCUGACUAUUCCCUUUCUUGACCAAAACUUUCAGCAAGAUGGAGAAGUUGCACAGACUCAAACAAUGUUCCCUCGAAUCUCUUCUUGGUCAUGUGCACACCUUUAAAUAACUGCACAUCAAAAUGAAGUUUUCACACAAAAUUAUUUGUAAGCACCAUAAUUCAUUGUGUGCACUCCCAUCAAAAUUUGUGUUCGGGCACACGAGCGCACAACUUAGAGGGAACAGUGGACUCUAUUGAAAGAUAGAGAUUGGAGACUUAUGUGACGUACAGGCAACUUACAAACAACGGGAGACCCUGUAAUUUACCCUCACUUUCUAAUUAAGGGUAGAACUGCAUGUCAGAUUUUGUAUUUAUUUCACCUUAAUUUCCUAACUGUAUUGUUUUAUAGUAAACAAAUAAAUAAAUAAAAAAAAUCUUAAA
Molecule: messenger RNA, 1715 nt
Organism: Xenopus laevis (African clawed frog)
Lineage: Eukaryota; Metazoa; Chordata; Amphibia; Anura; Pipidae
Product: izumo sperm-egg fusion protein 3-like
Exons: 6
Coding region: 776-1279 (167 amino acids)
Source: RefSeq, a predicted model, not a curated record